AUGCUGACUGUUCAUCACUUGAAUAACUCUCGUUCUCAACGGAUUCUAUGGCUACUUGAGGAAUUGGAAAUCCCGUACGAGUUGAAGAAAUACCAACGAACCCCUGAUGGUUUGGCGCCCCCGGAACUCAUAGCCAUAAGUCCUCUGGGGAAAUCGCCGCUCAUUACGGAUGGCGAUGUCACCCUCGCAGAAAGCGGCGCCAUCAUUGACUACAUCAUUGCCACAUAUGGUAAUGGUAGAGCCGUCGCUCAACAGUCGGGAUAUAUACACAAUCUCUAUUUCAGCCACUAUGCAGAAGGUUCCCUGAUGCCUGUUUUAAUCCUCAAAUUCAUCUUUACAAUUGUGCCCAAGAAAUCACCUUUCUUGAUUAGACCAUUUCUUAGUUUCAUCUUUCGCCAACUCGACAAACAGCUCGCAGAGCCCCAGAUCACACAGCAUCUCAAAAUGAUCGAGGAACACCUGGCAAAAUCGAAAUCUACCUGGUUCGCCGGUGGAGAAGAGCCCACUGCCGCAGACUAUCAGAUGGCCUUCCCCCUUGAGGCAGUUGCGUCAGAAAUUCCAAACUUUGUCGUAAACAGUCCGCACAUCAAGAAAUACGUGGAAACUGUUCACAGUCGACCGGCUUAUAAAAGGGCGAUUGAAAAGGGUGGAAAGUACUCGUAUGCAAAACUUUGA
Messenger RNA from Psilocybe cubensis, 675 nucleotides. RefSeq lists its product as uncharacterized. The record is from RefSeq and is a predicted model, not a curated record. The coding region runs from base 1 to 675 and encodes 224 amino acids. The transcript is spliced from 8 exons. NCBI's taxonomy places the organism in Eukaryota, Fungi, Basidiomycota, Agaricomycetes, Agaricales, Agrocybaceae.